This is a messenger RNA of Lodderomyces jiufengensis, 1935 nucleotides long. It is a transcript of the gene PEL1, whose product is annotated as CDP-diacylglycerol--glycerol-3-phosphate 3-phosphatidyltransferase. Gene Ontology annotation, biological process: cardiolipin biosynthetic process. The record is from RefSeq and is a predicted model, not a curated record. Bases 1 to 1935 code for a protein of 644 amino acids. Gene Ontology annotation, cellular component: mitochondrion. Gene Ontology annotation, molecular function: CDP-diacylglycerol-glycerol-3-phosphate 3-phosphatidyltransferase activity. The transcript has a single exon. Lineage: Eukaryota; Fungi; Ascomycota; Pichiomycetes; Serinales; Debaryomycetaceae.
AUGAAAUUUAAUAUUUUAACUAAUUUAUUAUCAUCAUCAUCAUCAUCAUCAUCAUUAAUUAUUAGAACAACUACUAUUAUAAGAUCAAGAAAAAGUAUUUUAACAACUACUAACACUAAAGCAAAGAUUGCAUCUACACAUUCAUUUAAAUUACAUCCUUUUAAAUCAGUUCAUAAAAGACACAUUCAUUCUUACAACACCACUAGAAACAACAAAUAUAAAAAAUAUAAUCAUAUAAAAUCAGGUCUACCAAUGAUCUCAUCUAUUUACAAUUAUUUAUUUCCGACAUCAACAAACAACUCCCAAAAUUCAUCAACUUCAUUAAUUCAAGAAAAACAAUAUUCAACAAAUAAUCCAAAUAUUUCAUUAGAUUUUAUAAAAAAUUUUCAUCCAAGAUUAAUUACUAUAUUCCAACAAUUAGAUUCAAUAGCUCCAAGAUUUUUGUUAAAUAAAGGUGAUAUAGAGAUAUUAAAUGAUCCAAAACAAUUUUAUGAAACUUUAAAAUUCAAAAUUGCAAAUGCUCAACAUAGAAUAUAUUUAUCUUCUUUAUAUAUUGGAAAAGGUCAAGUUGAAUUAAUACAAUGUUUAGAUGAUGCACUUUCCAAGAAUCAAAAUUUAAAACUUUAUAUAUUAACUGAUGUAUUAAGAGGUACAAGAGAAGCUCCAAAUAAUAUAUGUUCUGCAUCAAUAUUAGUACCACUUGAAAAAAAAUUUGGUAAAACUAGAGUAGAUUUAAGAAUGUAUCACACUCCCAAUUUAUCAGGAAUCACCAAGCAAUUAACACCAAAAAGAAUAAAUGAAGGUUGGGGUUUACAACAUAUGAAAUUAUACGGUUUCGAUGAUGAAAUCAUAUUAAGUGGUGCAAAUUUAUCACAAGAUUAUUUUACUGAUAGACAAGAUAGAUAUUAUUUAUUUAAAUCUUCAAAAUUAACUAAUUACUACUUCAAAAUUCAUGAAGCAAUAGCAUCAAUAUCAUAUCAAAUCAGACAUACAACAAAAUUAAAACAAGGUUUCAAAUUAAUUUGGCCUACAACUAAUGCAUCUUGUGAACCUCAUUUAAAUUUACAGAGGUUUAUAAGUGAUACAUCAUUACUAUUAUCCCCCAUUUUAAAACAACAUGAACUUUCAUCAUUUGACGAAUUCAAAGAUCAUGAAAAUUUCGAUACUAUAGUAUACCCCGUAUCACAAUUCUCACCAUUAUUUCCACAACAACAAGAUUUAUCAACUGAAAAACCAGCAAUUUUGAGGUUAUUAUCAUAUUUAGAUUCUCCAACAAUAAAAUGGUGGUUUACCGCAGGUUAUUUCAAUAUGUUACCACAGAUUCAAGAUCGUUUAUUAAACGGUAAAGCCCUGGGUAAAGUAAUAACAGCAUCACCCAAAGCAAAUAGUUUUUAUAAAUCACCAGGUGUAAGUUAUUACUUACCAGAAGCUUAUCUUUUAUUUGCGAAAAAAUUUCUAGAAUCCAUAAAAAGAUUAGGUAAAGAAACGUUAAUUACCGUAUAUGAAUGGCAAAAAGGUGUAGUUAACACACCAGGUGGAUGGACUUAUCACGCUAAGGGUCUUUGGAUCACUGUUCCCGAUGAAGAAGAACCAAGUAUAACAGUUAUUGGAUCAUCAAAUUAUACAAAAAGAGCAUACAGUUCAGAUUUAGAAAGCAACGCAAUAAUAAUAACAAAAGAUUCCCUCCUCAAGCAAAAGAUGAAAGAAGAAAUCGACCAUUUAAUGGAGAAUGUGAAAGAACUUAAAUUGACUGAUUUCCAACCUAAAAAAUUAAAUAUCAACCCUACCCAAUCAAAGAUAAUUAUAGAAGAUCAUUUAGAAAACAUAGAUAAACCUACCGAAGAAGAAGUUGAUGCUAAAUACGUGAUUGAUGAAGAUCGUAAAAUCAGUUAUGGAGUUCAUUUAGCUGUAAAAAUAUUAGGUGGUAGAUUAUAG